Impatiens glandulifera is the source of this 684-nucleotide messenger RNA. RefSeq names its product secreted RxLR effector protein 161-like. Lineage: Eukaryota; Viridiplantae; Streptophyta; Magnoliopsida; Ericales; Balsaminaceae. The transcript has a single exon. The coding region runs from base 1 to 684 and encodes 227 amino acids. The record is from RefSeq and is a predicted model, not a curated record.
AUGAUUAUUACAUGUGAUGAUCAUGAUGGUAUUGAAAUAUUGAAGUCUGAGUUGGCACAUUCUUUUGCUAUGAAAAUUUUUGGCAUGCUACGUUAUUUUUUGGGAAUUGAGGUAUUCUAUUCUCCUAAAGGUUAUCUCUUAUCUCAAUCAAAGUAUAUUGCUGAUUUAUUUGAGCGCACUCAACUAACCGACAAUCGAACUAUUGAUACACCCCUUGAGACCAAUGUUAGAUAUUCUUCGUCUGAUGGAACUCCUUUAGAGGAUUCUAGUCUUUAUCGUACCAUUGUUGGCAGCUUGGUAUAUCUUAUUGUAACUCGCCCAGACAUUCCACAUACAAUUCAUGUGGUUAGUCAGUUUGUCACUGCCCCUACUAUAGUUCAUUGGUCUGCUGUUCUUCGUAUUCUCAGGUAUCUUUGGGGCACUCAAUUUUACAAUCUCAUGUUUCCUUUCAAAUAUUCAUUAGAGUUGCACGCCUACUCUGAUGCAGAUUGGGCUGGUGAUCCUACGAACCGCAAGUCAACCACUAGAUAUUUUAUUUUCCUCGAUGAUUCGCUUAUUUCGUGGAAGAGCAAGAAACAAGAUGUCAUCUCUCGGUCUUCUACAGAAGUUGGGUAUCGUGUCAUGACCUCAACUACCUGUGAAAUUAUUUGGUUACGUCGAUUACUUGCUGAUAUGGGUAUUUAA